GCCUGAUGGACAAAUAUGGAGGCAUCGAGCUCAUCCCCGAGCAGUCCACCAGGAAAUGCGGAUUCAACCUUCACCAGUGUCAAACAAGAAAUAAAUUCUACUCCAUCGAGUCCAUCAGAAACAUCAAGUCCUACAGGUCAUAAGAAUAAAGACGACAGCAACACCCAAGGAUUCAGCGAUCCAGGUUCAGUUGGCUCCACUUCUGCUGGCUCUCCGCCUCCGCCAUUGCAUUUGCCAUUGACUGUUACUAAUAGCCCCACUUCGUCGAGCUCUGUGCUUUUGUCUCCAGCUGGAGUGACAUCCUCUGCCACUACUAUCAAUGUGAAACAAGAACACUAUGUGCCUGCGGAUUCAAAUAGUUCAUCAACAACCAAAUCCUUCGUUCCUUGUAAAGUUUGUGGAGACAAAGCCUCAGGUUAUCAUUAUGGCGUAACAUCUUGUGAAGGCUGUAAGGGAUUUUUUAGGAGGAGUAUACAGAAACAAAUAGAGUACCGAUGUUUAAGAGAUGGCAAAUGUCUUGUGAUAAGACUGAAUAGAAAUAGAUGUCAGUAUUGUAGAUUUAAAAAAUGCUUGGCCGUUGGGAUGUCUAGAGAUUCGGUAAGGUACGGGCGUGUUCCAAAACGAUCUCGGGAAAGGAGUAUAGAAGAAAAUUCCAGGGUAACAACUUCUGAUGAGGCAGACCAGUCAUCACGUGAUGUUGACGCAGGGCCUUCCCAAUAUCACAACCUCUUUUUGACUAUCUCACAGGCCCAUAUGACAAACUGUGUAUACACUGAUGAACAUAUACAGAAUCUGAUAGAGAAUCCCCUCGUAUUUCCUCCGAGCAUUCCCGAGGAGAAUGGCGCUGCCUCCUCGACGGCAGAAUCCAUAGAUAAGCAGAGGUGCUGGCUCUGGCAACAUACUGCCUCGAGGAUAACGCCAUCCAUACAACGGCUUGUUGAGUUUGCUAAACGGGUACCAGGUUUUACUGAAUUGCAACAAGACGAUCAACUUAUUCUAUUGAAACUGGGAUUCUUAGAAAUUUGGUUUUGUCACGUAGCAAAAAUGACAACAGAAACAUCGUUUAUGUUUGAAGAUGGUCUGAAACUCUCUAAACAACAAUUGGAAAUCAUGUAUGAUGUAGACUUUGUGAAUGCGUUCUUGGAGUUCACGAGAACGUUCAAUGGUUUACAUGUGAGUGAUGAAGAAAUUGGAUUAUUUUCUGCUGUUAUACUCUUUACACCGGAUCGAUUUGGGAUCAACGAUAAAAAAAAAAUUGAAUCACUUCAAGAUAAACUUAUACAAGCUAUGAAAUUUCAGGUCGUUCGAAAAUUUCCGGAAGAUACCAAAAUUUACAUGGGUCUCGUAUCAAAGAUGAACGAUUUGCGGGUUCUGGCGGCGAAGUUUUUUGUCCACCUGGAGUGGCUGCAAGAGAAUUGGACGAGAGUCACGCUGCCUCCUCUCUUCGCUGAAAUCUUCGACAUCCCAAAAGAAGACGCGCAAUGACGUGAUUUUUGUACGAAUCAAUGUUAAUCGGAAGCCACAUCUACUCUUCAAGUUCCUGGAGUGAGAUUCUGAUGAAGGCAGGCACAGGAAGCAUCUGAUUGGAUUAUGGGAAGUUUUCAAAGUGAAAUGAUAGACAAUAAGUCAUUUUAUCAAAAAUUCUAUCUAGAUCAGUUACUGAAGCUCUUGCACUGUACUGUCCAUUCCGUGAUCAUUAGUAUAGUCUGUAGAGCCCUUACUUACCUUCAGAUGAAUCUGCAAUAAAACUUUCGCCUCAUCAACCGAAUGAUAAACAUUCCGAUGUGAAUGAUCUGAUUUAUCAUAAUUUGACAUUUCAAGAAUGAUCAUAAUCAUGAGUACGGCUGGUGAUUCGUAACAAGUGAAACUGUUGAAAAUGGUGCUAAACGUUUCCUAAAAGUUGUUGUGUGAGUUUGUAAGUGUACAGUGAGUAUUUAUCACUUAUUUUCCGAGAAAUCCCACAAAUUCAGAUGUCUCCCUGAAAUUUCAGUGGAAUUUAUUUCCAAAAUCACCAAAACGAAUAGAAAUAUUAUUUAUUGAUGGAAAGCGAAUAUUUUGAAUAACUCUUAAGACUGAAUCUCGUUGACAAUUCAUUUUAUUACUCGUUAUAGCACGUUUAUCCUGAUACAAUGUUAAGUAGUACUUAAUUCAAUCACUUGAACACAUAUUAAAAUCAGCGUGGAACAAAAAGGAAGGCAGAAAACAUACUAUUUAUAGCAAUAACACUUUUUACAUCAAUGUUUGUACUUUGUCUCAUGUUGCUGUUCUUGCUCAAGCGCACUCAAGGCUGAAAUAUGAUGUGGUUAUCAGUUCAAGAUUGACAGGGUCUUCGGCUUCUUAUUGGUUGAACAAAAUAUCAGUAGUAAAACAUUUGACGUAUUGUUAUACAUAUCAGCAUAAUGUUUGUGACACGUAAUCAUUUUAAUGUUAAGUGUUCUAUUGUAAAUAUUGUUGCGAUUUUUUUAGUUAAGUUUGGUGAAGAGAUUAUUAUAAAUGCGUUAUGGAAAUAUAUAUGAUCCUCAUCUAAAUAACUGUCAAUUAUUAAUUUUCAUUUUUACGAAAGAAUGAUGCCCAUUUUCGGUGGAUGGUUAUUUGUUGUGGUCUGAAAGAUGCGAUCAUAUGAUUUUCAUAUUGCAGUCAAAUAAUUGGGGUUCUCUUUAAUAUUAGUGCUAGAUGUAAAGUUAUCAAUAAUGAACUAAUGUCGAUAAAAUAGUCUAUAAUAUAUUAGUAAAUGCUUGUGAAUGAACAAUCAUAUCGCAAUAUAUCAAAGCUCCUGUUUCAUGAUGCGGAGUUGAUAGGGAAGAUUUUCUAAGAGUACAAAUUGAAUCACAUUCGACCGGGGAUGAAUCCCCGAAAAUACGAUAGAUUAAAGGCUGAUAAGGGGUUGGGCUAAGUUUUAAGACGGAUAAAUAAAAUGUCGACGUAGGUUUAGAACAAGAAAUAGCAGAACUUCCACAUUCGUACAACGGUACAAGAUUCGCGAAUGUUGAAACAACUUGAGGGGAAAUUUCUGACAGUUGAUCGGAGACGUAUCAUCACAGAGUUUGCUUUAGGGAGGAACAGCCUCUCAGUCAUCAUCCCACAAAUUUGUAAACAGUCUGUUGAGGUGUGAUUGUUAUCGCUAUCGCGUCACGUGAUAAGAGUGUACAUAUUUAACUCAAAAUAGUCAACUCACAAAGAUGCAGAAUCUAUUGUGAUUCACAUAGUUGCUCGAUAUAUUUUAUAGUUCAUUAUUUAUAUUAGGAAUGCAGAAACUAAUCUUAAAUUAUUAGAUAACAUGAAAUACAUAAUAGAAAACAAAAUUAUUCCUGGGAAUAGAAUUUUUAUUAUUAUUAGUCCUUGUACUUGGCCGGGAAGAAUUACGUCGUUGUUGUCAUUGUUAAUAUGAAAAUCUUGGUAGGAAUGAUUUUGAUAAAUGCAGUUGAUCAUCACCAUAGCAACGAAAUGACAGCUGACAGUUAACUGUCAUUCGUUUUGACAACUAAUUUCAUAUGAAUUCUUAUGAAAUUAGUUGUCAAAAGUUUGCCUGUUCUUUGAUUUCAAUUCGCAAUAAAAUAUGGAAAGCAGAAGCGAUUUGUUAUUCUACACGGGCGCCGAAAAAAUAUUGUACGCAACAUGACCGAAAAUAGUUUUUUUGGACUCAGAGACUAGAAUUUCGUCCAUUCGUCCAAAAAAACCCUAUUUUCCGAACUAGUUUCAUAAAUUACUAUUAUGUACCAAGGACUAAAAACUAUCCAAUAUAGUUGAGAAAUCAGGCGAGACAAUAGACCUUUUUUAAUCGCCAGUUUAUGACAGUAAGUACUCACCUGUUUUCUGGCCUCGGCUAUGUCAUCGUAAUACACUAAAUAUUUAAACCCCGUCUUUGAUUCACUCGUGAAAUCUAGCGGAUUUUGUGAAGAAUCAGUUUGACAAUCAUAUCAUUCAUAUAGGCACUUAUGUUUUUAUUAAAUUGAAUGGAUUCACCAUGUUCACCAUGUAUUUGUAUCCUAACGACAGCCGAAGGAAAGUCGUUUUUUCCCAUCUCUGACUAGAUAGGUCUAGGGGUUUUUAAAGGGUUGAACAAAAAAAAGUUCUAUGUGUUAGAAAUCACACCUAGUAGAGCAUUAGAUAGGACAUAAAAAUCUCUAUCGAACAAUGUUUCACACCCAACAACUACACUUAUGGGUUUUCAAGAAGUUAUCACAAUUCAUUUACGACUAUCUUUACACUACAUUUUCAUACUCGCUGUUUACCAAAGUGAUAUGAAACUCAGAAGGCAUUAGCUAGAGAAAUAUAAUAUUUGAGAGCAGGAACUGAAUAAAACAAUGUUUAAAAAAUCUUUCAUCAACUGAAUGAAAUUUCCCCAGAGACAAACAUAUUUCAUACAUGAACUUCUCAUAUUAGAUAGGUAUCUAUUUGUAUUAGGAACAAAAAAUUCAUACUGAAGUAUUACAACUCUUCACUCAGUAUACUCUCAAAAAUGAGUCUUUUCAAUUUUUUAUUUGCAGAUUCUACACUCAUAUUAGGACGAACGGUACCUGAGCAGCAGUAACAAUUCAAUUACUUUGGUGUAAUGAAAAUUUUUAUUGGCAACCCGGCAAAUAUCAUUUUCGAAGGUGCAAGAAUGAACAAAAGGCCUUUCAAAUGAGUUAUCAUUCUUUCCUCUUCAAAAUACAGGGGCUGUGACACUGAGGGUUGAAGCGAUACUGUUUUGAAUUUGAUCUUAGAAGUUGUCCUCUGGAAUAAAAAAUUUUACAAAAUUCACUCCUGUUGACCUACAUAUAACCGCUGUUUCGUUUUCAAUACCCCACUCUGUUUAAUAAUUUAAAGAGAAUGUUAUUGCUGCUGGUACUAUGUUCGCCAGUGAAUACGCUCCCUUAGACUUCUCAAUCUAUUCUGAGAAACUAAGUACUCAAUAUUUCAACCGGCUUUAUCAGAAUUGAGAAAAUUUUCCCCAGAACGGAUGAUAGGUUUGCUCAAGUAGCGAUUUCUCAUUUCAUUUACAGAAAAUUAAAUAUUUUAAUCCUGAAAUUCUGAAAAAUAUUCUAAAUUCUAAUAAUUGGUAGUGUUUCUUGUUCUGCCCAUAAUAUAAUGUUUGAUGACAUUGAUUGAACGUUACGCCAUAUAGGGAUAUUAAUUUAUUUAUUUUACUAUUUGGAUCGGAAACUGCGCCUGAACUUUUAUGUUACUCCCUCAUGUCUCGCUCAUAACGGUUCAUUUUCAAUUAAAUUAUUUGGCUUUAUAGGAUUACUUGAUAAAUUAUGUUAGAAAAAUUUGAUCUCAGGUAGAGGAUAUGAUGUAACCUUGUGACACGAAGUCGAAUGAAUUAAAUAGAACUUUCCUACCUUAAUCUAAAAACGAGAUUCAUUAUUAGUGAGGAAGGGAUAUACAGAUAUUGUCUUUAUUAUUUAUUUUGUUUUACACAUAUAACGGAAUACCCAUGUUACAAAUCCUUUAUAUUUCUACAAAACUCGUUUCAAGAAAUUUGGUUAGCUGUCUUAUUUGUUGCCUUUACACAGUUUAAUUUAUCAAAUGUGGUCAAGGAAGACUGAAAUUUACAUACAUUUACUCAAUUAUGUAUGUAAUUUAUCAAUGAUUAUGCUUAUAAUUGAAUCGUUUUAUAAAAACAAGUAUGUUAUGUAAUAAUAAAAAGCAUUUAAUUGAUGAAUAAGGGUUGAAAAUGUAUUUCUUUUUUCAUCUACUGUACACAGCUUAUUAUCCCAGUCUACAGGUUGCUUCUCAUGAUAUAAAGAAUAUUUACUCAUUCAUAGAACAAUUUAAGUAUUGGAAUUGUUAUUUUUUCUUGUUUAUUCUAUUCGAAUAUAUUAUAUAUCCUAGAAGAUAUUUUAUUGUUCAUGCUCUAAUUUUCAUUUCUUCAAUACAACUUUUUAAUUCAUUUAGAAUUCCUUCAAAUCUUCAUCAAUGUCGAACCUAUAUGUAACUUGGUGAAGAUAAACUUCAAAUCUUUCUCGAUUUGUUUAAUGAAUUUCAUAUUCAUUUGUAUAUGUUCUUAAUAAAUUUUUCGAAUAAU
Molecule: messenger RNA, 6010 nt
Organism: Coccinella septempunctata (seven-spotted ladybird)
Lineage: Eukaryota; Metazoa; Arthropoda; Insecta; Coleoptera; Coccinellidae
Gene: Eip78C
Product: ecdysone-induced protein 78C
Exons: 10
Coding region: 16-1485 (489 amino acids)
Biological process (GO): regulation of DNA-templated transcription
Molecular function (GO): nuclear receptor activity; sequence-specific DNA binding; zinc ion binding
Source: RefSeq, a predicted model, not a curated record